AUGCCAAUUGACUAUUCCAAAUGGGACAAGCUUGAAGUCAGCGAUGACAGUGAUGUCGAGGUUCAUCCAAACGUUGAUAAGAAAUCGUUUAUUCGGAUGAAACAAAGACAGAUACACGAUGAGCGUAUCAAGAGAGAUCAAGAUAUCAAGAUCUUGACCACGCAAAACAACAUGUACGUCCAUUUGAACAAACGAGUGGACAGUAUGUUGAAAGAGAUGAACGACGCCGAAUUGCUCAGUGAAUCAAAAAGAAACAAGUAUCUUGAAGCCAGAUUCGAUGCCACCGAAAAAUCCAACGAAGAAGGUCUUGAAGAUGGCCCAACAUACAAUGAAAUGAUUGAGGAUUUGUAUACGCAAAUUUUCUCUGACAACAAGGUCACUGACGGAACCCAUUUGAGACAAUUGGUUUUGGAGCAUCGAAAGAAAAUUGACGAUGUGUCAGCCCGUAACAAUGAGAAGUUGGCAACUUUACUUGAAGAAAAGAAGAACCACAUCACUUCAGAUGACAUUCACACCGGAUUCGAUUCUUUCUACAGCAACAAGGACCAAGUCAAGAAACAAUCCGAUGCAGAAAAGAAAAAUACCGUCACCAAAAAGCAAACAGUCACCCAAAUUGAAACUUUGAACUCCCCAACAAUCGAACAACAAAAGAAAACUGAAAGAGAAGAAUUGGAAGAUCUAGAAACGUAUCCGGAAACUGAUGCUUUUGGGAAGAUACAUAUGAAGGAUUACACCGACAGCGCUAAAUUCCUCAGAUCCAACCCAUUCAUUGUGUCGGUGCAACAAAAAGACGCCUUGAUGAUGAAGGCAUUUGAUUAUCAAUUGAAAGAUGAUGGUAAGACCGCCAAGAACAUUGUUCAUCAAGCGUUAAUGAUCCAAUAUAUUUCUGACUUGGCCAAGGACAGCAAAUCUAUCGAGAAAAUCGAAUCGGCUAUUGGGAUGUUCUUUGGGAAGAUGCUUCAAGAUAACAGUUUAUUGAUGAAAGAACUUGAAAAUACUUAUAAUCAUAUCAAGAACAGAUGUGAGAUCUUGAAGAAAGACAAUGCCGGUAUAGCCGAUGAUCAAGCCCAGGAAGAGCAAAUCCAAUUGAAGUCCAUGGACCCAAAUAGUCAGUUGACCGUCAGUAUUCCAAAUCCGGAUACUGAGGCUGAUAAAUAUGAGGAGUUCUUAAAAUUGCCUGUCGCCAUGCAAGACGCAGUCAAGACCAAAUCUUUAGAUGAAAUCAAUAAGGUGUUUGCCAGCUUAAAAAUUGAGGAAUCGGAAAGCAUCUUGGAUAUCUUUGAAAAAAGUGGAGUUAUCGGGGUGCAAGCAGUGUUGGAAAACGAGGAAGAAUGGGACAAAUUGAAAGAUAAUCAACAACCUUCGAUAGAAUUGAGAUCGACUGAUCCGUCUGCUGAAUUGGUGAUUUUGAAACCUGAUGAAUCCAAACCAGAACAAUACGCCGAAUUCUUGAAGUUGCCGGAGGAAAUGCAAAAGGCGGUGUUGUCAGAAUCGUUGGAUGCCGUUAACAAAGUGUUUGCUGAUCACAUUAGUAGCGAAGAUGCUGAAUCUGUUCUACAAUGUUUAGAAGGCGCUGGAGUCUUGGCUCUUCUUAGAAAACAACAUAAUUUGGAAGACGAGAUUGAUUGA
Molecule: messenger RNA, 1629 nt
Organism: Saccharomycopsis crataegensis
Lineage: Eukaryota; Fungi; Ascomycota; Saccharomycetes; Ascoideales; Saccharomycopsidaceae
Gene: CDC37
Product: Hsp90 co-chaperone CDC37
Exons: 1
Coding region: 1-1629 (542 amino acids)
Biological process (GO): protein folding; protein stabilization
Cellular component (GO): cytoplasm
Molecular function (GO): protein kinase binding; protein-folding chaperone binding; heat shock protein binding
Source: RefSeq, a predicted model, not a curated record